UACCAUCAUCAAAACUACACCUACCAGUAACACUAUUAAUGCUGCUAUUCCAUGAGCAACCAUGCAACAAACCGAACCCCCUGAAUCACCUUGGCCCCUCCAAACCCACCUCAAUACCCUCCACAACCUCCCACUACAAGCAACGAUUGAAGCCAUCCACUCCCUCCUCCCCCAUCUAACCCCUUCCAUCUCUCCAACCGGCACCCGCCUCGUCAGUUACACGCCUAGCAACAGCAAAGCCUCAACAGACAAACUAAAUACCUUAACCGGCUAUGGAACACUCGACACCCUCGGCCGGGUCUACCUGAAAUGCGCAGACAGAUGCACGCGCGAACACGCCCCAUUCAAAACCCGCCUUUUGCACACGGAUCUUGACAAUGUAAUGGUGGAAAUCUAUAGCGCCAGCCAGGAUCUCCUCACGGAGGGGGUGAAAGAAGGGACUAUAAAGAUCCCACCGCCCGGCGAAGACGAGAUACAAAUGUGUCCUUGUUGUCGCGGGGAUCCCGAUGCCACUAUUCUGAUGAGGCUUCAUGAAGGGAUUGCGCUGUACUUCUGGGAAGAUGAGUACAGGGAACUUUUUGGAGAUGAGAAAGAGUUUGCAGGGAAAUAUAGUAGCGAGGAGACUUUUCUGAUGGCGUCUAGGGAGCAGGUGGAGAGGAAGGCUAGGGAGGUCGAGGAGGGGUUAAGUAGACUUUGAUUGAGACUAAAAGCGGAAAAGGGGGCAGCCCGAUAUCUAGGGUGGGAGGAUGUCGUUUAGAGGGCUCAGUGAGGUGUCGAAUCCGAUGUUCAUGAUCACACCCAGACCUUCGCCGUGGAGGAUGUUUGCGUAGCCCUGGGGAUCCUGGGCUUAUUAGUAUUGGCGGAUGAUAGAUGCGGGGUGGUUUGGUUGAGUACCCAUCCUGAUUCAUUGUAUAUUGAAUCCAAGCGCUCGUCACCUUCUAGAGCUUCAACGUCGUUGUCAAUGGGUAGAGUGGAGUUUGCCUCAAAGAGGUGUAAGGCUGUGAUGUCUUGUCUUUGCGUUCUCGAUGG
Molecule: messenger RNA, 1029 nt
Organism: Aspergillus versicolor CBS 583.65
Lineage: Eukaryota; Fungi; Ascomycota; Eurotiomycetes; Eurotiales; Aspergillaceae
Exons: 1
Coding region: 62-697 (211 amino acids)
Source: RefSeq, a predicted model, not a curated record